Messenger RNA from Aspergillus heteromorphus CBS 117.55, 4448 nucleotides. Its product is annotated as CLH domain-containing protein. Gene Ontology annotation, molecular function: protein binding. The coding region runs from base 100 to 4062 and encodes 1320 amino acids. Gene Ontology annotation, biological process: vesicle-mediated transport; protein targeting to vacuole; endosomal vesicle fusion. The transcript is spliced from 4 exons. Gene Ontology annotation, cellular component: late endosome; HOPS complex. The record is from RefSeq and is a predicted model, not a curated record. Lineage: Eukaryota; Fungi; Ascomycota; Eurotiomycetes; Eurotiales; Aspergillaceae.
CCCAGCUCCAGCUGUUGCUGCUCGGCCCAUCGGUGCCAUGAAGCUUCCCUUCCCCUGCGCCUAGUCUCCGGAGCUCGAGGUCCGGAAUCCCCUCUCGCCAUGGACGCGCCUGGCGCGACAGAGGCAAACGAUAGUGUCCGGCAGGACAGCCACAGCCACGACCCCGAUGCCGUGGUGAGGAAGAGUACAUACCCGGACAGCAACCACCCCGGUCGGCCCGACCAUGGGCACCACCACCACCACCACCACCACCACAAUGGCAUGAAAAGCGAAGGUGAAGGGGGUGGGGAAGACGAGGAGGGGUCAGAGGAGGAGGAUGACGAGGAUGAUGACGAGGAAGAGGAACCCCGACUCAAGUACGCUCCCUUGACCAAGCACUUAGGGGCGGUGUAUCGCAACGGCGAUGCAACCAGCUCCUUCCUCGCUGCUGGGGACAAGAUGAUAAUUGGUUCGCACAAUGGAAACAUUCAUGUACUAUCGGUGCCCCAAUUGCGCUCUCUUCGCGUAUAUCAUGCCCAUUCCGCAAGCAUCACUUCCGUCUCGGUCUCCCCGUUCCCUCCUCCCUUACCGAGCGUGAAGCAAGAGCUCUUCAGCAGGGUCCCCGACGACCUCGAAUACCCCGCGAGGCCCUCAUCCGGCGCAGCCAGCCUCCGUGGACGCCGGUCAGGCCACCAGGCAAACCUGCCUUUCACACCUUCCAAUUCGAUAUAUAUUGCCACGUCUUCCAUGGAUGGAAACGUUUGCGUCGCAUCCCUCGUGGAUUCCAAAGAUGUCCUCUUGCGGAACUUUGGCCGGCCCGUCCAGGCCGUCGCACUCUCCCCCGAAUAUAAGAGUGACAGGACGUUCCUGUCUGGCGGACGGGCGGGGGAUCUGAUUCUCACGGUCGGCGGUCGAGUGGGUGCCAGCACCAAUUCUACAACAAUGGGAGGCGCUGCAGCUGCGGCGGCGGGUUGGCUCGGAUCUUUCGGUCUGGCAGCCAAUACCGGCAAGGAUACCAUCCUCCAUAGUGGCGAAGGCGCUAUCAGUACGAUUAAAUGGUCUUUAUCGGGGAAGUAUGUCGUCUGGGUCAACGAAGAGGGCAUCAAAAUCAUGCGGUCGAACCUGUACCUAGAUUCGAUGGACUCGGACCUUGCUUGGAAGCGGGUCAGUCACAUUGACCGUCCCAGCCUUCCGGGAUGGGAGGAAAUGGCAGGUGUCUGGAAGGCCCGUGCCGAGUGGGUGGACGAGAGCACUCUGGAUGGUGACGAUCGUCCAAGCAGUAAGGGAGGGGCGCAUAAGGAGACAUUAUCCCUGCCCCAGUCGACUAUCAUCAAGGAGAAGGUGGAGAAGCUGGUCGUUGGCUGGGGAGGCACUGUUUGGGUCAUUGACGUGUACCCCGAUCGGCCAAGCAAGAACAACAGAGAUCACAAGAUCGGGGCUGUUGAGGUUUCCACAAUACUGCGGACAGACUGCGUCAUCUCCGGUAUAUCAAUGUAUACGCCUAGUCUUCUGGCGGUUCUUGCUUACAUCGAGGCGGAGGAGGAUGUCUCAGAAGAGCGCACCAAGCUGGGAGGCCUUCGUCCCGGAACGCGCCGGCGGCCAAGGGGACUGGAGCCUGAGCUACGCAUCAUCAACAUCAACACCAAGGAAGAACUUAGUGCUGAUACCAUUUCAUCCAGCCGCUAUGAGACCCUGACCUCCUCAGACUAUCAUAUGUGUGUUCUUCCUCCCUGGAAGACGACCGUGCCUGUUUCCCAACGGGGUACACUGGAAGCUCUCGGAAAUGGACUAUGGGAUGCAACGCUCUAUCCUGCGCGCUUGUUCAGCUCGGGCGCCAGUAUUCGCAGUACAACAAGCAGUGGAGACAAAGGUUCCAUUAGGGCACCAAGCACCAUUGCCUCGCGACGGAUCGUCCACGAGGAACUCCCGUCCAAGGAGGUCCAGGACAUUGCAGGGAGCGUGGGGGCCAAGAUAUUUAUCCACAGCCCGUAUGACUGCAUCGCCGCCCUGAAAAGGGACCUCACGGACCGCCUGGCGUGGUUAGACGCGCAUGAGAAAUACGAGGAAGCGUGGGCGCUUCUUCAGGAGCAUCCCGAAGCAGCGGGUCCUGCAAAUGACCUGAACGAUCAUACCCCUAUAACUCCCACCCGGUCGCUGAGUAGUAGCGUUGGCGAAUCCUUCAUCGAUGACGGGUCUUCAAUCACCACUACCGGCCGGACCAUUGGUUCUGCUGCCGAACAAGAAAAGCGCCGCAUUGGCGAGCUAUGGAUCGAACAGCUCGUUGAUGGAGACAAAUGGAAGGAGGCCGCGGAUGUUUGCGUGAAAGCCAUAGACACCGCGCACAGGUGGGAACACUGGGCUUGGGCCUUCAUCAAGAACGAUAAGCUGGACGAGAUCUCGUCUGUCAUGCCUACCCAUAUGCGCCCCAGCCUCCCUGCGAACCUCUACGAAACCAUCCUCGGACACUAUGUCGCACACGACCGGUCCAAGUUCAGCGAGCUCGUCGACUCAUGGCCGUUCGAUUUGUUUGACGUCAACAACAUUGCGACCGAAGUGGAGGAGCAGCUGCAAGAUGAAGCAACAGCCCCGGAGAACGAUGACUGGCAAGUCUUGACCAAGUGUCUUGCUAAAAUAUACCUUGCGGGAGGCCACUACGGCAAAGCGUUGCACUGCUACAUCCGCCUCCAAGACGCAGAGACGGCGAUGGCCCUGAUCAAGGACCACCGUCUGUUGGAUACGCUCACGGAUGACAUCCCCGCGUUCAUCCUGAUCCGCGUCUCCAAAGAACAGCUGAAAUCGGCGCCUGUCUCCGAGCUCGACGAGCUCACAGCAGAACCCAUCAGACUCCUCGUCAGCGAAGCCUACACGGGUAUUGUCCGACCGGAUCUCGUAGUCGAUCAGCUGCAAGCAGCGAAUAAACUCCUCUACCUAUACUUCUACAUCCGGGCUCUCUGGCGAGGGGAGUCCCUUCCCCAUGGUGCCGCAAAACCCCGUAGGGGUCACUUCGCUCACGUUCGAGACGCAGCCAGCAAACUCGCCGCGGAUGAAGGGAAAGCCCUGGUCGACAAUUUCGCCGACACGGCGGUGGAACUCUUCGCCGACUACGACCGUCCCCUGCUCAUGGAAUUCCUCCAAACCAGCACGUCCUAUUCCUUCGACAUGGCCGUCAGCAUCUGCGAGGGACGCCACUUCACCCCGGAGCUCAUCUACCUGCUCUCGAAGACCGGCCAGACCAAACGCGCCCUGAACCUCAUCCUCUCCGACCUGAAGGACGUCUCGCAGGCCAUCCAGUUCGCCAAGUCCCAGAACGAACCCGACCUCUGGGAAGACCUCCUCGACUACUCGAUGGACAAACCGCGUUUCAUCCACGGACUCCUCGUCGAAGCAGGCACCUCCAUUGACCCCAUCAAACUCGUCCGGCGCAUCCCCAGCGGCCUCGAAAUCGAAGGCCUCCGCGAAGGCCUCACGCGCAUGAUCCGCGAACACGACCUUCAAGCCAGCAUCAGCCAGGGAGCCGCCAAAGUCCUCCAAAGCGAAGUCGCCGUCGGCAUGGACACCCUCCGACAGGGCCAACGCCGCGGAAUCAAAUUUAACAUCAUCGAAGAGGACAAGUCCAUCCCCGGAACCCCCACCACACAAGCAACCACCACGCCCGAACUGGCCAACAACUACAGAGCUAAGAGUGACCUCGGCGCCGAAAACGCCUCCACCACAACAACAAGAACGGCAACAUCAUCUGCCGCCCCGGCAGGACGAUGCGCAGGCUGUCAUCGGCCUUUCCGUGCAAAUGAGAAGGAAAUCCUUGUCGGUUUCGCCUGCGGUCACGUCUUCCACUUAUCGCACGUUCAUUCAUCGGAAUCCUCCGCUAGCACUCCUGGCAGUCGCUCCGCUGUUCAAACUCCCCGUCCUUUCUCGCCAACCCAGACCUAUACUCCCAUGAUGGAUGAGCUGUCACUGUCUACAUCCCGGACGGUUGGCCCCAAGGUGACGACGGCUCGAUUGCUAAGAGACCGGAUCGGCGAUGGAUGUCGCAUCUGUGCUUUGGCUAAGGAGCUGGAGACUAUCGGGGAUUCUGAUGCGUAAAGCUCGCGCGUCUCCUGCGCGGUGAAAUGCGGGCGGAGAUGUAGGCUGUCACGUGCUAUUUAUGGGGUCUAUGGUGAUGACUACAGCAUUCUCGUCAUCUGCUUCCUCUUUUGACUUCAACAUUCGAACUUCUUUCCUCCGGAACAGCGACCUCGGCGAUGGGCUCAACUCCAUGGGGGUAAGAGGGAUGGGGAUAGAGGCUACCUGCUCAUGUGGUAUAUAGGUAUCAACUGGGUAACGUCGGCUUGGUGAUAACUCAGCGUGCCAGUGUGGGUAGUUGGUGACGGAUGGGCUUCCCGCUACAUGUUCCAUAGUAUAACUGGACAGGUGUAUGUUUAUUCUUUAGGAGAUACCCAUGGUAGCAACGAUUUACUGCGCAAAUGAGA